GUCUCCGUAGUCCGGAGGUGCUCGCGCAUCGACGCAGGUGACAUGUGUUCAAGCUUUGUCUUUAUCAUGCAAUAUAUUCAAUUGGCAUGCAAGACAUCAAGCAUUCGUCGCUUGAGGAAUUUUACAAUUGGACAAGUGUACGACGAAUACCUUGCGAAUAUUGAACAAGCACCAAGUUGGCGUACGUUCGCAAAUUGGAAUGCCAUUGGAAGCAAGUUCGCUGCCAUAGCAGCUGGUGGCUCUAUCUACGCCCUGCUGCUCAUUGUUCUGGCGGGCCAGCGUACAUUGCUUACAGCGAGCAUCAAUGAGUUUGCAUACUCACUUGCAGACGUUCUUCGAGAUCCCGGCGAUACGGACACAGGGACGAUAGUGGUUCAACAGAUAAUCCCAGCUAUCAACGCGCUCCGAUCAUAUUUUCCCUUGACAUUCGACAGCCUGUUCAGUCCCGACCAGUUGAAGGAACUUGGGCUCGCGACGACCGUGCUUGAUUGCACGGAUUUGCAACAAUCUGAUGUGAUGUUUGACUCUCUGAUACUGAACCGCUUCACCGCCAUCAAGAGGAAUCCUGUAGCCUGGGCGUCUUGCCUAUCGGGUGUACCAACUGAACCCCAAUGCCACGGUGCGAUGUCCCUCGCUCAGAUCAGCCAAGCCAUCUUUCAUCCGGGACAUUGCGGCAUGAAUAACGGAUCCACAUCCGUUACAGUUCUGGAUGAGGACGACGAACCUGGAACGGAACAGCUCGACAACGUGAUCAUGAACCCGGAACUUGUAUCGAACAGCUGCAUUCAGGUUGAACAGUUCAGCCUUAGUCACGACGCUCACCGUUCAUAUCCAGUACCGAGGUCGCACUCGGAAGCAACGGCCUGGACGGAAAAGGAGCGAUUACUCGCGCAAGCUGCACAGAUGCCCGAAACACUGGAGGAUUUGAAGGACAAGCUCUCUAGUAUCUACAGCAACGGUGGGCGAGCGAACUACGAGGAAUACAUCAGGAUAAAGCCUGAUAUUGCCGGAGGGCCCCUUUGUAUCGAUGACAGUGAUGGGUCUUUGAUCGCAUGCAUACUUCCCCACAUGCCCGAAGAUAUGAGAAGGAUGCUCACUGUACACUUGAAAGCUUGCUUCGAGGACGAACCAGAAAACCUGGAAGAGACAGACUCGUCCUCUCAAGGAGAGAGGUACAGCUUCCCGGCUCUACAUUUUUCAUGGUACAACCGCCAUGGUACUAGGGGCCACGAUGUUCCUGUCGAUGCACAUCCCAUGUUGAUCGAGAGAGAAGACACAUCGAGGACGAACUAUAGCCAAAUGCUCCCCUACGAAUCACGAGAGAAGACUAAACAUAUGAAGCUCUACAAUAAUCUCAACCGCAUCUUUGCCAGGGUCUUCGAAUGGAUAGCGGGGCAGAUCAAGGAUGUCCUGCGGAUGGACUACGACGACCUUCGCAUUGACGCGGACAUGUUGCCCGGAAAUGCGCACUCAAUUGUGUAUCCCUUCCUUUCUCUUGUCGUCAACCUCAAUGUCGCCACUCUCGCUCAC
Messenger RNA from Rhodofomes roseus, 1530 nucleotides. RefSeq lists its product as uncharacterized. NCBI's taxonomy places the organism in Eukaryota, Fungi, Basidiomycota, Agaricomycetes, Polyporales, Fomitopsidaceae. The record is from RefSeq and is a predicted model, not a curated record. The transcript has 9 exons. The annotation marks the transcript as partial.